AUGGCAUACAACGACGGGCCAAAUAAAAAGGGUGCCGCUCACACAGAGCACCACGAUGCCCCUCAUGGGGGUCGCCGUGGGAGCACCGCGGAGCAGCUCGCAGCUAAGCACCUGCACGAGGUCAACGAUAGUGAAGAGUUACGUGGGAUUCUCACCGCGGCCGAAAAUGCUGCCGCCGCAGAACAUAACAUGACUUUCAUGGAGGGUCUCCGGGCCUAUCCUAAAGCCAUGGGAUGGUCAAUCGCUCUCUCCACCUGCAUCAUCAUGGAGGGCUACGAUACAAUCUUGAUUGGCAACCUCUACGCUAUGAAGCCCUUCAAUGAGUACUAUGGCCACCCGGACUCGCAGGGAGGAUACUCUAUUUCCGCCGCAUGGCAGUCGGGCCUCACCAACGGCGCCAGUGUCGGUGAGAUUCUAGGGCUAUAUGUUAGCGGCUGGCUCGCAGACCGUUAUGGGUACAAAAAGGUUUUGGCGACGGCGCUCGUCAUGAUGACUGCCUUUAUUUUCAUUCAAUUCUUCUCUGUUAGCCUGUCGAUGCUGCUGGCGGGCGAGAUCCUCUGCGGCCUUCCGUGGGGAGUCUUUCAGACACUAACUACGACCUACGCCGCUGAAGUUUGCCCAAUUCACCUUCGUUGCUAUCUCACAACUUAUGUCAAUCUUUGCUGGGUUAUCGGACAACUUAUUGCUUCGGGCGUGCUGCGAGGAACCGUCAGUAUGAAUAGCAAAUGGUCAUACAAGAUCCCUUUUGCUGUUCAAUGGGUAUGGCCAAUCCCGAUCCUCAUCGCUGUGUUGCUUGCCCCAGAGUCUCCUUGGUGGUUCAUCCGCAAGGGCCGAGUUGAGGAAGCUAAACGAUCAGUGGAGCGUCUGCAACGAAAAGGCACAACUGUCAAUGCUGACGAUACCGUGGCCAUGAUGGUCCACACAGACCAAGUUGAGAGGAAGAUCAGCGAAGGAACUGGGUACCUGGAUUGCUUCCGGGGGCGAGUCAAUCUCCGCAGGACUGAGAUUGCGUGCCUAACCUGGAUCUGCCAGACCAUCUGCGGUUCCUCCUUCAUGGGCAAUUCGACAUAUUUCUAUGAACAGGCCGGUCUUGCCGAUUCUUCCGCUUUCGACAUGACAAUCGCCCAAUUCGCCCUGGGCUUUAUUGGCACGGUGCUGUCCUGGCCGUUGAUGGCCCGUGUAGGUCGCCGCAAGAUCUACGUCUGGGGCCUCUUCCUCCUUACUGUGAUCCUCUUCGUCACUGGAUGCCUAGGCAUUCCUCCAAAGGCAGCUAGUCGCUCCUGGGCAAUCGGAUCGCUUCUUCUUGUUUACACUUUCACCUAUGACAUCACAGUCGGUCCGGUCUGUUACUCCCUCGUCGCUGAGCUGCCGUCGUCGAGACUUCGCCAAAGGACGAUCGUGUUAGCGCGAAACGCCUACAACAUCGUUGGGGUCGCAUACACUAAUAUCAUCGGCUUGUAUUCGCUGAACCCAACGGCAUGGAACUGGGGAGCUAAAUCGGCAUUCUUCUGGGCCGGUAACUGCGCUUUGUGUUUUGUGUGGGCUUAUUUCCGACUUCCGGAGCCCAAGGACCGCUCUUAUGCAGAACUGGACAUGCUAUUCGAUCAAGGCGUCUCCGCGAGGAAGUUUGCAACGACCUAUGUCAAUCCUUAUGAAGUAACCGAACGACGAUUCGACCAAGAUUCCGAUUCCAAGGAGAAGAAUAUGAGUCACGUUGAGUGA
Molecule: messenger RNA, 1722 nt
Organism: Fusarium oxysporum Fo47
Lineage: Eukaryota; Fungi; Ascomycota; Sordariomycetes; Hypocreales; Nectriaceae
Exons: 1
Coding region: 1-1722 (573 amino acids)
Biological process (GO): carbohydrate transport; transmembrane transport
Cellular component (GO): membrane
Molecular function (GO): carbohydrate:proton symporter activity
Source: RefSeq, a predicted model, not a curated record